UUUGACUAGCGCGUUUUGGAAUAAGUAGCACCUUGUCUCCGCCUGGAAGCAUGAAAAAAAUACUGCCGGCCCAGCCAAAUUCAAGAAAUUACUGCUAUCAAACUGCAUGUCCUCCCCCCGCUACAGCCUACCAAAAUGGCACCCCUCAUCCCGUCGCAGGAAGAGCUAGAACGCAGAAGAAUUGUCGGUAUCAAUGCAGAGACAGUAACGGAUAUUUCUGCCACUGAUUUCCCAGGGCACUGGCCCGGUGAAUCCCAUGAAUGGGCAGUAGAAAAGUUCAAAAGGGAUUUCCGCGUCGAAUUCCACCGUAACGAACGAUUCGAAGCGUCGUUCUCCUUGAUCGGUGUCGAUGCAGCGAUUGCGAAUGCCUUCCGUCGUAUUCUCAUAGCUGAGGUCCCUACGCUUGCCAUCGAAUUCGUUUUCGUACACAACAACACCUCCGUGAUCCAGGACGAGGUUCUCGCCCAACGACUAGGCUUGAUCCCUCUCAAGGGUUCCGUAGAAGGUCUUAACUGGAUGCGUUGGUUUAAAAAACCGACGGACGAAGAGCCAGGGUCCGACCCAAGUGACUUCAACACCGUCGUCCUCCGCCUGGACGUGGAAUGUACCAGGAACCCUAACGCUGCGCCCGGAGAAGAUGAUCCCAGGAAACUCUACAACCAUGCGCAUGUAUACGCAAAGGAUAUCACGUUCCAUCCUGUUGGACGUCAGGAGCAUUUUUUCAAGGGCGAUGAUGCCAUUCAGCCCGUUAAUCCGGAUAUCCUCGUCGCCAAGCUUCGUCCGGGGCAGAAAAUAGAGAUGGAGCUGCACUGUAUCAAGGGUAUUGGGGCUGAUCACGCAAAGUUUUCCCCAGUGGCCACCGCAACCUACAGACUCUUGCCUGACAUUAAAAUUCUUCGUCCCAUUCUCGGCGAGGAUGCGAAGAAAUUUGCCAAAUGCUUCCCCAAGGGUGUGAUCGGUCUGAAGACGGUCACAAAGGAAGAAGCUGCGCAGAAGGGAAGCGGCUAUGAGGGCUACGCUGGCGAGACGAAGGCAGUAGUUAUUGAUCCUUUCAAGGACACUGUCAGCAGAGAAUGCUUGAGACACGACGAGUUCAAGGACAAGGUUAAACUGGGACGAGUGCGGGAUCAUUUCAUUUUCAAUGUGGAAAGCACAGGCCAGUUUGAAAGUGAUGUGCUCUUCCUGGAAAGUGUCAAGGUGCUGAAGCUGAAAUGUGCAAGGUGGAAGAGAGGCUUGACCGACCUCAUGCGGUAAUAUUCUGAGUCCUUACAAUAUCUAAUGCAUCGCUGGCGUUGGUUGUCUUUUUUCCGUCUUAUGUACUUCUACGCAAAAGUUUGGCUGGAGACUUUCUUUUUCUAUUUUAAAAAUACCGGGGAGUUGGGACUGGGAAACCGUGAUAGAACUUUAUGAAUGCGAAAUUUG
Monascus purpureus is the source of this 1422-nucleotide messenger RNA. NCBI's taxonomy places the organism in Eukaryota, Fungi, Ascomycota, Eurotiomycetes, Eurotiales, Aspergillaceae. The record is from the annotation of a GenBank genome assembly.